AAUAACUUUCAAUAUACUCAAUACAACACAGUCGAGGCUUGUUGGAGCGUAUACGUGUCAGCCAACAUGCAGUGCAGAUUUUUCCGUCCAGUGUCGUUGUUUAGAUUAAUCCAAACGUUUUCUCCACACAGUUUCACUUCUCUCCGAAUUUCCGCACCUGGGAGUACUCUGCAACGUGUGAAUUACCAGUCGACUGAAGUUGAAAAGAAACUUUUUACACCAGGUCCUCUAUGCACCACAUCGACAGUGCGUGAAGCUAUGUUAAAAGAUCUAGGUUCGCGAGACAUUCAAUUCAUCCAAUGUGUAAGAAAUAUUCGACAGAAAAUUCUGGACAUCGCACAAGUAAGCAAUCUUGAAUAUACGUCAAUACCACUCCAAGGCAGCGGAACUUACGCUGUCGAAGCAGUCUUUCAAUCAACAGUUCCUCGGAGUGAUGGUAAAGUUCUGAUCUUAGAAAACGGUGCCUACGGUAAACGUAUCGCAAAAAUCUGUGAAGUCGCAGGUAUUUCAAAACGUGUACUGAGCUUCCCUGAAAGCUCUGCUGUAAAUGUUAAUGUUGUUGAAGAUGUUUUGAAAGAUGAUCCCUCAUUUACUCAUGUCGCUAUUGUUCACUGUGAAACAAGUUCUGGAGUUUUCAACCCGAUUGUGGAUGUCGGGCAGAUCGUCAAAAAAUACCUUCAGAAUUGUAUUUAUUUUGUGGAUGCAAUGAGUAGUUUUGGUGCAGUUCCGCUUGAUUUCGCCGCCGGUGACAUUGACUUCAUGGUCAGCUCAGCAAACAAAUGUUUACAAGGUGUUCCUGGUUUCUCUUACGUAGUUGCAAAGACUAGAAAGUUAUUAGAAUGCCGUGGAUAUUCUCGCUGUCUUACUUUGGAUCUUUAUGAUCAAUAUCAAAACUUAGAAGCGACAGGCCAGUUUCGAUUUACUCCGCCAACACAUACGAUGCUGGCAUUUCAGCAAGCUAUCGUGGAAUAUGAAAAAGAAGGUGGCUUGAAAGGAAGGUCAGCUAGAUAUAUGGAAAAUCGAUCUAUUUUGGGAAAAGGUAUGAAAACACUUGGUUUCAAAGAGUUACUGACAGAUCCAAAUCAGGCAAAUUAUAUCAUAACUUCAUUUUUCUUUCCCAGCGAUCCACAUUUUGAUUUUAAUACAUUCUACAGCAAAUUAAACGAUUUAGAUUUUGUAAUAUACCCUGGCAAAGUAUUGGAAGCGAACUGCUUUCGAAUUGGAACAAUUGGUGAGGUUUACCCCUCUGAUGUUAAGGAGUUAUUAAAAGCUAUCAAAACGGUUUGCCUCGAAAUGAAUAUUACACUCCCUUUGGACGAUUAAUUUCAAACUAUUUAGAUAAAAACUUUGUUACUUUAUAUCUAUUUUCAUAUCUAAUUUUACAUUAUUGGCGUUGAGGGUGCUAAGUUUUCUAAUCAUGAGCUUUGUGUGUGUGUGUGUGUGUUUGCGAUUGCGCUGGUGUUUAUCAGUCGCUGUUAUAUUUCUCUAAUAAGUAUCUUGAUUUGAGGGUGUAUGCUGAAAUGUAAGCGUUUACACCUUGGAUGAGCAAUUUCAACGCUCUG
Molecule: messenger RNA, 1562 nt
Organism: Octopus sinensis (East Asian common octopus)
Lineage: Eukaryota; Metazoa; Mollusca; Cephalopoda; Octopoda; Octopodidae
Product: 2-aminoethylphosphonate--pyruvate transaminase
Exons: 1
Coding region: 67-1323 (418 amino acids)
Biological process (GO): organic phosphonate catabolic process
Molecular function (GO): 2-aminoethylphosphonate:pyruvate transaminase activity
Source: RefSeq, a predicted model, not a curated record